AUUAAGUUCAAUUUUCAAUAAUAGCACAACUUUUAAUAUUAAAACGGAAACGAGAGUCUCGGACUCCAUUACCUUGAACCUCUCAAACCCGAAGCAAGUUCUUCUUCAACCUCAACAAACCCCAAGCAAGUUCCGUGUCAUGGACGCUCCAAACACCAAGCGACCUCGCCAUGAUGUAACCUCCUCCCUCCAAAACCCUAAUUCCCUUCCGAUCUCCAGUCAGAGCCACUUCGAUUUGAUUAUCUCUUCUCUACUCUCGUUUUCUUCCGACUCGUCGCCUUCGUUAUUAUCCUCGCCGCCUUCAAUUGGCCGCUCAUUCGAUCGAGCUUUAGAAAAAGCUCUCGCCUCCAAUUCCGCUGAUGUCUCCGUUCAGGAUCGCCUCGUCGAUCGCACCGUCGAACUCGCCUCGCUUCUUCUCGAGUCCACUCAACGGUGUUUCCGUAAGCGAGCCUCCGUUCACAAUUCCAAUUCAUGGUCCUUCCCUCAAGAACUCACCGUUAAGAUGUUUUCGAUGCUUGAUAAAAAGUCUCUGAUGCGAGCUAUGGCAUGCUGCACCAUGUUCCACAAGUGUGCCAUGGAACCUUUAUGCUACUCUCACAUCGAGCUGAGGGAGAGAAACGUUGAUGAUGGAGUUGUGCGUACCAUGAUCCAUCGGGCUGGGAAAGAACUCAGAUCCCUUGAACUUGGUCAUGCUGCUAGUCCAGUUAUAUCUCCUAAGUCUCUGCUUACAGAAUCUUGUCUUUCUCCACUAUCCUUUAAUCAUUGUUUCAUUGGGAAUCGCUUGAGAAGUCUACACCUUUACGAUCUGAUACAUACAUAUGAGAAUUCCUCUGUUGCUGCAUUGUCAGCUUGUUCAAAUAUCACCGAUUUGAAGAUUGUUGGAAUGUCCUGUGACCAGCUAUUCGAGUCGCUUCCAAGAAAAUCAUGUCGCAUGAUAGAGCACCUAUUCUUAGAGACCUCUGGUUUCCCACAUAGUUCAAUAAGAGAUUCAGGCUUGGUAGAGUUCGUGACCAACAUCCCCAACUUAACCUCGCUAACGCUCAUAGGUUUUGGAGUAAAUGAUUCAAUAGCCCAAACUCUUGUCGAGGGCUCUCGUAAACUUAACUACAUGAAUCUGUCUAGAACCCUAAUCAAGGGUCGCUUUUUGAGGGAUUUGGAACAAAGCUUCAAAGACAGUCCACUCGAGACUCUGAUAUUGCGUGAUUGCAAUUCUCUAGAGGAGAAAGAAGUUUCCCAGUUUCUGAACUCGCUAUUCACAGGAAACCUGAGUUUCAUUCGGCACAUUGACGUUUCAAAUAUCCGUGGCUUAGUUUGUGAUGGUGGCAAGAGAUCUAAGAAACCAAACCUUCCUCUGGAGAAGCUGAAAGAAGAAAGAUCAAAUGUCAAAUUUAUGGCAGAUUUUACCUCUUCAUUAUCAAGAUCAGAAAUGCUAUUGCGCGGCAUUUCUUACGACAGCGAUGAAGAGGAUGGAUGGGCAAUAAACCCUGGGUUUGAAAGCGAUGAUGAUAUUGGUAUGGCAGACUUUGUUGUGGAUCAAGAUUUUCUUUAAUCAUUAGCAUUUCAUGUUAGCAUCUAUUUAUACAGUAAAACUUAUUAUGGUUUUUAGUGGCAGAAACAAUAAUGUGGGUUUUCUAUAAUAUUGUACUAUCUUGGUUGUCAAAGCAGAACUUCGAAUGGAUGUAAAUUGAUAGACAUUUAAAUUUUAGUUUAAAAUUUAUUUAAACAGCUAUAAAAUAAUUCUACAACAAGUUCC
Molecule: messenger RNA, 1753 nt
Organism: Thlaspi arvense
Lineage: Eukaryota; Viridiplantae; Streptophyta; Magnoliopsida; Brassicales; Brassicaceae
Source: the annotation of a GenBank genome assembly